Molecule: messenger RNA, 672 nt
Organism: Hydatigera taeniaeformis
Lineage: Eukaryota; Metazoa; Platyhelminthes; Cestoda; Cyclophyllidea; Taeniidae
Source: the annotation of a GenBank genome assembly
AUGUGGAGCCUCACCGAGUGGUUGUCCACCCUUGUAGAUCGAGUUCCCGUCAUUCCUGAAUUCCUCGGCAACUCCCACCUUUCUGUGCGAGGACUUCGAGACACUUCGUGGACGGAGACAUUGGUUGAAGUAACUUUUCUCCCCAAAGCGGCAACAGGACUGAUACUGUACUCCGGUUUCUCCUUUGACACGCGUGGCGACUUUAUUUGUGUUGCCCUUGUGAGGGGUAGAAUUAUUGUCAGUUUGGAUCUUGGACGUGGUCCAUCCUUCAGAAGGAGUUCUCGAAAUCUCACUCUCAACUCCUGGCACACACUUGGGGUCAAAAGACGAGGACGAAGUUUUAGCAUCUGUCUCAAUGGUGGGCGCAUGUUUUCGGGUCCGGACACCUUUACCCACGGCAGCUUUGUCCAGCUGACAAUCAUGGACGAGCUGUAUGUUGGAGGGAUGCCCAAUCCAGAUCGCAUUUCCGCCUACCUUCCAGACUACCAAGAACUGGUGUCCUACAAGUCGGUGAAGGGAUUUGUGGGAUGCAUUCAAUCGGUAAGUCGACGGCAAAGGGAGUGCCAUCAAGACGCAGACGACAUUGGGGAUGAGUGGACCCAUUCAGAGGGCAUGGGUUACAGAGAAGUGGAUUUUAUUUGGGUCAUUUGUCAAGUAGAACAACAAAUAUGA